Messenger RNA from Microthlaspi erraticum, 6027 nucleotides. NCBI's taxonomy places the organism in Eukaryota, Viridiplantae, Streptophyta, Magnoliopsida, Brassicales, Brassicaceae. The record is from the annotation of a GenBank genome assembly.
AUGGAUGUACCAGAGGGGAAUGGAAACCCUUUGGGCAAUGGACUCGGUCGAGCUAGGCAAACUCGACCGAUUGGUCAAGGAGAUGCUCCAAACCGCCACCAACAGAGACAAGGGAUUGUUCCACCACCAGUGCAGAACCACAACUUUGAGAUCAAGCUGGGAAUGAUCAACCUUGUCCAGAACAAGAUGUUCCAUGGAUUGCCAAGUGAAGACCCCAUUGACCACCUUGAUGAGUUUGAUAGGCUUUGUGAUUUGACAAAGAUCAAUGGUGUCUCUGAAGAUGCCAUCAAGCUGAGACUCUUUCCUAUGUCUCUAGCUGACAAAGCUCACCAAUGGGAGAAGAGCUUGCCCCAUGGCACAAUCACCACUUGGGAUGAAUGCAAGAAGGCCUUUCUUGCUAAGUUUUUCUCCACCGGUCGCACAGCCAAGCUUAGAGGAGAGAUAUCCAGCUUCAUCCAGCGAAACAAUGAGACAUUCGCAGAGGCUUGGGAGAGGUUCAAAGGCUACACAAGUCAGUGCCCACACCAUGGAUUCAACAAUGAAUCACUACUCUCCACUCUUUAUAGAGGAUGCUUGCCUAGGUAUAGGGAGAUGCUAGACACAGCUAGCAAUGGGAACUUCCUCAACCAGGAUGUAGAUGAUGGCUGGCAACUUGUGGAGAACAUGGCCAUAUCAACAGAAUGCUAUGGAGAGCAGUAUGAAAGUACAGAUGGAGCUCGACCGCGCACUCGAUCGAGCUGGAGCUCAGAUGAGAAAAGACAUGCUUGCACUCAACUCGAAGUUGGACAAACUGAUCCUAGCCCAAUUCCCUGCCAAGCAUGUCAACUAUGUCUCAGAACAAACCUUAGUCAAGGACCAGGAAGGGGAGGAGACAACACAAGAAUGGAGCAAUUCCCGAGUAGAGGUAGCCCACCCCAAAUCGCUGUGGACAUCGAUGACGAGGAAGGGGAGGAUUUAGUCGACUAUGCUGAUAACUCGACCCGAACUCGAUCGAGCUGGAACAAAACCCUGAACCAGAACUCGAUCGAGCUGAAGAAACUGAGACACUGCAAGACAAACCAGAGCUCGAUCGAGCCAGAAGAGACAGACAAAGCAAACUCCAGCCAACCAGCUAAACCUGUUGCAAAGAAGAAAGACACUCCAGCAGGACCACCACCAUACAAGCCCCCUCUGCCCUUUCCAGGAAGGUUCAAGAAACAACUGUUGGAAGCACACAAGGCCAAGUUUGAUGAACUAAUGAGACAGCUUGAGCUGAAGUUGCCCUUCAUCGACGCCUUGAUGCUCAUUCCACCUUAUCAGAAAUUUCUGAAGGAUGCUGUUCAGCAAAGAACCAGGGAAGCACAAGGGAUGGUAGUGUUGACUCGCGAGUGCAGUGCAAUCAUUCAGCGGAAGGUCAUCUCCGACAAAAAGGAAGAUCCGGGGAGUUUCACUUUGCCCUGCAUGUUGGGACCCCUAUCUUUCAAAAACAGCCUCUGCGAUCUAGGAUCAUCUGUCAGCCUCAUGCCUUUGUCUGUAGCAAAGAGACUGGGAUAUCACAAGUACCAAGCCUGCGGAAUCUCACUAGUCUUGGCAGAUAGAUCGAUAAGGUUACCAACUGGGAUGCUUGAAGACCUGCCUUUGAGGAUAGGGAAUGUGGAAAUCCCCACAGACUUCAUUGUGCUUGAGAUGGAUGAGGAACCAACAGAUCCAUUGAUUCUAGGAAGGCCAUUCCUAGCUACAGCAAGAGCAAUGAUAGAUGUCUGUGAAGGAACAAUUGAGUUAAACUUGGGAAAGGACCUGAAGAUGAAGUUUGAUAUCAAGGAUACAAUGAGGAAACCAACUAUAGAAGGUCAGCUCUUUUAUGUUGAGGAAAUGGAUCAGUUGGCAGAUGAGCUUCUAGAAGAGUUAUCAACAGAGGAUCCCUACAAUUUGCGAAGUCAUGGCAGUGAGCUCGAUCAAGAACUCGAUCGAGUCGAGUUUCGAACAAACGAACUCGAUCGAGCUGGGGCUGAAUGCAAGGAGCAAGCUCAAGGAGAUUGGUCUGAGCUCAAGGCGCCUAAAGUCGACCUCAAACCUUUGCCUGAGGGCCUCAGGUAUGCAUUUCUGGGUGAAAACUCAACUUACCCUGUCAUUGUGAACUCUGAUUUGGAACCUGAACAGUUGAGUGCUUUGCUUGUUGAAUUGAGAAAGUACAGAAAGGCAAUAGGUUACACUCUAGAUGAUAUCAAGGGGAUCUCCCCUGACCUAUGCAUCCAUAGGAUUCAUCUAGAGGAUGAAAUUCAUUGCGUCCCAAAGAAAGGGGGGAUCACUGUCAUUAAAAACGACAAAGAGGAGCUGAUUCCCACUAGAACAAUAGUGGGGCAUCGCAUGUGUAUUGACUAUAGGAAGCUAAAUUCAGCAUCUAGAAAGGAUCAUUUCCCUCUCCCUUUCAUUGAUCAGAUGUUAGAAAGAUUGGCAAACCACCCUUUUUAUUGUUUUCUUGAUGGCUACAGUGGUUUCUUCCAAAUCCCGAUCCACCCUAAUGAUCAGGAGAAGACCACUUUCACAUGCCCUUAUGGCACCUUUGCUUAUCGAAGGAUGCCAUUUGGGCUGUGCAAUGCUCCAGCUACUUUCCAGAGGUGCAUGACCUCCAUUUUUUCAGAUCUGAUAGAGGAGAUGGUAGAAGUCUUCAUGGACGAUUUCUCAGUCUAUGGAGCAUCCUUCUCCUCAUGUUUGUCUAACUUGUGCAGGGUGUUGCAGAGGUGUGAGGAGACCAAUCUAGUACUCAACUGGGAGAAGUGCCACUUCAUGGUUCGAGAAGGGAUUGUGCUUGGACACAAGAUUUCCGAGAAAGGGAUCGAGCUCGAUCGAGCUAAGGUGGAUGUCAUGUUGCAGCUCCCUGUUCCCAAGACUGUGAAGGACAUAAGGAGUUUUCUGGGUCAUGCAGGGUUCUACAGAAGAUUCAUCAAGGAUUUCUCAAAGAUAGCAAGACCCUUGACAAGGCUUCUGUGCAAGGAGACAGAUUUUGAGUUUGAUGAAGAAUGCCACAAGUCUUGGACCUUGCUGAAGGAUGCUCUGGUGUCUGCGCCAAUAGUACAAGCUCCAAACUGGGAUCACCCAUUUGAGAUUAUGUGUGAUGCAUCUGACUAUGCAGUAGGAGCAGUGCUUGGCCAAAAGAUAGACAAGAAACUCAAUGUCAUCUACUAUGCAAGCAAGACUAUGGAUGAUGCUCAGUGCAAACACAUCUUCGCUAAGAAAGAUACAAAGCCAAGACUUCUCAGAUGGAUCCUUUUGCUUCAAGAGUUUGACAUAGAAGUUGUGGACAAAAAGGGAGUAGAAAAUGGAGUUGCUGAUCAUCUCUCUAGGAUGCGAGUUGAAGACAUGAUCCCCAUCAAUGAUUCUAUGCCUGAAGAACAGCUUAUGGCAAUCAUGAUCUUGAAGGAGAGUUUUGAUGAGAAAGCCAGGCUGGAAGAAGUUAAGGCUCUGCGUGAUGAGAAUUUGCCAUGGUAUGCUGAUAUAGUGAACUUCAUGGUGUCCGGAGAAGUCCCUAGUAGCUUUGAUGCUUACAAGAGGAAGAAAUUCUUCAAGGAUGCUAGGCAUUACUAUUGGGAUGAGCCCUACCUGUACAAGAGAGGACCAGACAGCAUUUACAGGAGAUGCAUUGCUGAAGAGGAUGUGCAAGGAGUUCUAGAGCAUUGCCAUGGGUCAGCUUAUGGAGGUCACUUUGCUACAUUCAAAACAGCAACUAAGAGAGGACCAGACAGCAUUUACAGGAGGUGCAUUGCUGAAGAGGAUGUGCAAGGAGUUCUAGAGCAUUGCCAUGGGUCAGUUUAUGGAGGUCACUUUGCUACAUUCAAAACAGCAACUAAGGUUUUGCAAUCGGGUUUAUGGUGGCCUACUUUGUUUAAGGAUGCAGCAGACUACAUUGCCAAGUGUGAUCCGUGCCAAAGGAAAGGAGGGAUCACCAAGACGGACGAGAUGCCACUAAACCCAAUUCUACCUGUACAAGAGAGGACCAGACAACAUUUACAGGAGAGAGGACCAGACAACAUUUACAGGAGGUGCAUUGCUGAAGAGGAUGUGCAAGGAGUUCUAGAGCAUUGCCAUGGGUCAGUUUAUGGAGGUCACUUUGCUACAUUCAAAACAGCAACUAAGGUUUUGCAAUCGGGUUUAUGGUGGCCUACUUUGUUUAAGGAUGCAGCAGACUACAUUGCCAAGUGUGAUCCGUGCCAAAGGAAAGGAGGGAUCACCAAGACGGACGAGAUGCCACUAAACCCAAUUCUAGAGGUUGAGAUUUUUGAUGUAUGGGGAAUAGACUUCAUGGGACCUUUCAAACCCUCUUCAAACGGGCACAACUACAUUUUGGUUGCUGUAGACUAUGUAUCCAAAUGGAUUGAAGCCAUUCCCUGCCCAACUUGUGACGCCAAGGUGGUUGUCAAGCUUUUCAGAACAAUCAUCUUUCCAAGGUUCGGCAUCCCGAGGGUUGUUAUUUCAGAUGGAGGCUCCCAUUUCAUCAACAAGGUGUUUGAAAAUUUGAUGAGAAGCCACGGAGUAAAACACAAGGUCGCCACGCCUUAUCACCCUCAAACCAGUGGGCAAGUUGAAGUCUCCAACAGACAGAUCAAGGCCAUAUUGGAGAAGACUGUGAGCUUCACUAGGAAAGACUGGGCAGCAAGGCUUGAUGAGGCACUUUGGGCUUACAGGACAGCCUACAAAACCCCCAUUGGAAGGUCUCCUUUCAAUUUGCUGUAUGGGAAGGACUGCCACUUACCUGUGGAGGUCGAAUAUAAGGCUUUAUGGGCAGUAAAGAUGCUGAACUUUGAUAUAAAGGCAGCACAAGAAAGGAGGGUAAUGAACUUGUUUGAGCUGGAAGAGAUAAGAAUGAAUGCCUAUGAGAACUCUAGGAUUUACAAGAUGAGAACCAAGGCAGCCCACGACAAACUGAUUCGCCUUAAGGAUUUCAAGGUUGGGGACAGUGUGCUCUUGUAUAACUCCAAGCUAAGCAUUUACAGAAGAUGCAUUGCUGAAGAGGAUGUGCAAGGAGUUCUAGAGCAUUGCCAUGGGUCAGCUUACGGAGGUCACUUUGCUACAUUCAAAACAGCAACUAAGGUUUUGCAAUCUGGUUUAUGGUGGCCUACUUUGUUUAAGGAUGCAGCAGACUACAUUGCCAAGUGUGAUCCGUGCCAAAGGAAAGGAGGGAUCACCAAGAGGGACGAGAUGCCACUAAACCCAAUUCUAGAGGUUGAGAUCUUUGAUGUAUGGGGAAUAGACUUCAUGGGACCUUUCAAACCUUCUUCAAACGGGCACAACUACAUUUUGGUUGCUGUAGACUAUGUAUCCAAAUGGAUUGAAGCCAUUCCCUGCCCAACCUGUGACGCCAAGGUGGUUGUCAAGCUUUUCAGAACCAUCAUCUUUCCAAGGUUCGGCAUCCCAAGGGUUGUUAUUUCGGAUGGAGGCUCCCAUUUCAUCAACAAGGUGUUUGAAAAGUUGAUGAGAAGCCAUGGAGUCAAACACAAGGUCGCCACACCUUAUCACCCUCAAACCAGUGGGCAAGUUGAAGUCUCCAACAGACAGAUCAAGGCCAUAUUGGAGAAGACUGUGAGCUUCACUAGGAAAGACUGGGCAGCAAGGCUUGAUGAGGCACUUUGGGCUUAUAGAACAGCCUACAAAACCCCCAUUGGAAGGUCUCCUUUCAAUUUGCUGUAUGGGAAGGACUGCCACUUACCUGUGGAGGUCGAAUAUAAGGCUUUAUGGGCAGUAAAGAUGCUGAACUUUGAUAUAAAGGCAGCACAAGAAAGGAGGGUAAUGAACUUGUUUGAGCUGGAGGAGAUAAGAAUGAAUGCCUAUGAGAACUCUAGGAUUUACAAGAUGAGAACCAAGGCAGCCCACGACAAACUGAUUCGCCUUAAGGACUUCAAGGUUGGGGACAGUGUGCUCUUGUAUAACUCCAAGCUAAGGUUGUUUCCCGGGAAGCUGAGGUCAAAUGGGCGGGACCAUUCAAGAUUCACGAAGUUCUACCCUAUGGGUCCCUCACUUUACUCAAUCAAGAGGGGAAGGAAUUCACAGUGA